Molecule: messenger RNA, 882 nt
Organism: Prosopis cineraria
Lineage: Eukaryota; Viridiplantae; Streptophyta; Magnoliopsida; Fabales; Fabaceae
Product: probable plastid-lipid-associated protein 8, chloroplastic
Exons: 4
Coding region: 38-757 (239 amino acids)
Source: RefSeq, a predicted model, not a curated record
UCAUCUCGUUCCGUUGUGUGCCCCUUCACUCCUAGCCAUGGCGGCUACUUCCCUCUCUUUACUACCUUAUUCAGUCGGAGGCGUUGAUCCUCCCAAACAGAAAUUCUCAUCCAUCCAUUUCUCCAAUGCACCUUUUACUCUGUCUCCGUCAUGCUCUCAGCAGAGUCGCCGCCCAAAAAGCUUGCGAGUCUCUGCUUCUAUUUCAGUCCCUAACCCGCAAGUGCGAACCGGCCCCGAUGAUCUCGUGUCGUCCAUUCUUUCAAAGGUGAUGCAAACAGACGGAGGGGUUUUUCUGAAAGACGAAGAACAUAAAGAGGUCGCUGAAGUGGCUCAAGAAUUGCAAAAUUAUUGUGUGAAUGAGCCAGUGAAAUGCCCUUUAAUAUUUGGAGAGUGGGAUGUGGUGUACUGUUCAAGGCCAACAUCACCUGGAGGUGGCUACAGAAGUGCACUGGGUCGCCUUUUCUUUAAGACAAAGGAGAUGAUUCAGGUUGUUGAAGCUCCUGAUAUUGUAAGAAACAAGAUAUGCUUUUCUCUUUUAGGCUUCCUGGACGGAGAGGUGUCUUUGAAGGGAAAACUAAAGGCUCUAGAUGGCGAAUGGAUUCAAGUUGUAUUUGAAGCACCUGAACUAAAGGUGGGAUCACUGGAGCUCCAGUAUGGCGGUCAAAGUGAGGUUAAACUCCGAAUCACUUACAUAGAUGACAAGAUCAGAUUAGGGAAGGGUUCCAGAGGUUCUCUGUUUGUUUUUAAAAGAAUAUGAAGUUGGAAUUCAAUUAAAAUACUUCCAUGAGAUAUCUGAUUAGCUUGUUGGAUUUCAUGUAUGUCAAGAGAAUACUUGUCUGUUAGUCGAGCUUUGUUUUGAAUAAAACGGAAGAGUAAAUACUA